This is a messenger RNA of Osmia bicornis bicornis, 1822 nucleotides long. RefSeq lists its product as uncharacterized. Lineage: Eukaryota; Metazoa; Arthropoda; Insecta; Hymenoptera; Megachilidae. The record is from RefSeq and is a predicted model, not a curated record. The coding region runs from base 323 to 844 and encodes 173 amino acids. The transcript has 3 exons.
UAAUAAAUCACAGUUAAUUCCUCGAUAUAAACCCUUCCUUUCAACGGAUUCUCCAUCUUCUUCAAGGUCCAAGCAAGAGUACUAAUAUCUCCUCCUGAUCGGAACGCAACUAACGCACCUGUACCUAUUUUCAUUCCAUGUCUAACCAGACCAGCUGCCCAGUCUGCCGAGCGACAUCACCUUCGAGAUCUGCACCUCGUCGUCGUCGUCCUCGCCGCCACCGGCGUCGUCCAUCGCGGCGACGACGAGAAGCGGCGAGGACGCGUUCAACGAGACCAACGAGGCCGGCGAGUUCAUCAAGUCCGAGAGGGUAGUCAGCGGGAUGCACUUUCUGACGGACCGGGAGGAGGAUCGGGCCGAUCUGUUGCUGCCAAAGUCCGAGUCCGGGGAGGCUGAACCGGAAGUCAGGAAACAGCUGCUGGAAUACCUGAUUCAAAACGACGGUUCCGUAGUCUGCAAGUGGUGCGGCGAGGUGCUACCGUCUCGAACCCGUUGGUACAGGCACAAGUACAAACUGCACGUGCCUACCCAGGUCAGCCAGCCGGCGCCGCUCUUCAAGUGCCACAGCUGUAACGCUUACUUCAAGUCCCGCAAGGGUUACAUCGGUCACCUGAGCUCGCGGCAUUCCGACAACGAGAACGACGAGAACAGAGAGGAGCCGGCGAACAAGAAGGUCCGCAAGACCUCCGACAUCGGGAAAGGGCCAGACUGGGAGCAGCAGAGGGAAAAAGAAGAGAAACUGGUGGCGGACAUUAUCGAUCGGGUGAAGAGGGAGUGCGAGGCUCAGGGUGAGACGGUGACGAGACGAGGCUACUCCAGGCGAUCCACCGUGAUGAACAGCUAAGAGCGAGCCCUUGCGGAAAGGAUGAAGGGAGAUCUUGUGCCAUAUCAUCGUCGUACGAUGCUCUCCUCGUGACACGGCUCGAAGAACUUUCGAUCGAGAUGCGCGCGGAUCGAUACCUGUCGACGUUCCACCUCGUGCGUCUUUUAAUCGACUACCAGCAGCCCUAUGGUUAAGUAAUUAAGAGAUACUCGAGUAUAGAAACACUAUGAUCAAAUUAGGAUUAGUCUGGGGCGGCGUUCUAUGCUCAAUCAUUGAAAAACGUUAUAUAUAAAAUCGGUCUCUGGACUCGACGAUCGAAUCGCAUUCCGAAUUCUGAUUAAUUAACCCCUCGAACAGCGGAUAGAAAAUUCGAUUUUCUAUUUUAUAUUAUUAUUAUUUUCUAAAUUUUAACACUGUUCCCUUGAAAAUUAUUCUUCCAAUGUAUAUAAAUCCCUUUCGUUAAACAAUUAUACAUUUAAUUUUAGAUUAAUACAUUGGGUAAUUAGGGUAAUUAUAUUUGGGUCGCGAUUGACCUCGGUUUCGCUGUUCAAGGAUUAAAGAAAUUCUGAUAUGGCGGUUGGACAGUGAGUAAUCAACUUAUUAUUAAAAUAAAUUAGGGAGAAGGAUGCAGAGCAGAGGUGGCCAAAGUUUGAGCCUAGAGACUCGAGUUUGAAAAUGGCAAUAUAGCAAGAGUCUCUCCUGUGGGCACAUCUGCUCAAGUAGAUUCGAAGCUAUUUCAAAGCAUCGUUAUAUCAGAUUUAUAAUCGUUUCAUGACGGAAUGAUUGUUCGAUCGUUCGUUUGAAUCGACCGCACAGCUGUAAGGAUAAAGCCGUGUAACGCGAAUCAAAGAACGUCGGCAGGGUGAUCUUCGAGCUUUGGAACGAGGAUUACAAACUGUCUAGUCAUAAUGCAAGCGUGGCUGCGUAUAUUUUUUUCGUAUCCUAAACGGCCACGCGUUGCUGCACGAUAUGUAUAAUAAAUAUACAUACCUAUUCGCG